AUGGACCCGCAUCUCGAUCCUACCACCGCUCUGGUCAACCUAGACGCAGACAAGAACGUCGGCCCGAUGGAGGUUGAGGAGCCCGUCUCUGUGCACGACUCCAAGGCGUUUGCGGAGAAGCACCUCGCCGAUCUUGGUCAAGAAGAGCAGGACUUUGCCGUGUGUACAUGGAAGAUCAAAGGGUGGCGAACACUAGACAAGAGGAUCACAGGUCCAGAGUUCGAGUGUGGAGGUCACCGCUGGCGCAUCCUUCUCUUCCCUUUCGGCAACUCGAACGGCCAGCCCAACGACAUGGUAUCCGUCUAUCUCGACUACGCCGAUCCAAAAGGCAGUCCCGAAGGCUGGCAUGUUUGCGCACAGUUCGCUCUCGUUAUCUCAAAUCCACAAGAUCCCACCAUCUUUUCGACCAGCCAAGCACACCACCGCUUUACGGCAGAGGAGAUGGACUGGGGAUUCACCCGUUUCAACGAGCUGCGAAAGCUCGCCGUCCCCACCGACGGACGAACUCGUCCCAUCAUCGAGAACGACUGCGCCGACGUCACCGCCUACGUUCGAGUCCUCAAGGACCCCACCGGCGUCCUCUGGCACAACUUUAUCAACUACGACUCUAAGAAAGAGACCGGCUACGUCGGCCUCAAGAAUCAGGGCGCCACUUGCUACAUGAAUUCGCUUCUCCAAUCCCUCUUCUGCACCCAUUAUUUUCGCAAAGCCGUCUACCAAAUACCCACCGAGGGCGAUGUACCAUCCGAAAGCGUAGCGCUAGCGCUUCAACGCGUCUUUUACCUGCUACAGACAUCCGACCAGCCCGUAGGUACCAACGAGCUCACAAAAUCCUUUGGCUGGAAGUCGCUCGACAGCUUUCUGCAGCACGACGUUCAAGAGUUCAACCGCGUCUUGCAAGAAAAGCUCGAGACCAAGAUGAAGGGUACUGCAGCCGACGGCGCCAUCACUCGCCUCUUUGUCGGCAAGAUGAAGUCCUACCUCAAGUGUGUCAACGUCGACUACGAGUCGUCUCGAACCGAAGACUUUUACGAUAUCCAACUCAACGUCAAGGGCAUGAACAACCUCGUCGACUCGUUCCGCGAUUACGUGGGCACCGAGAUGCUCGACGGCGACAACAAGUACCAUGCCGAGGGGUACGGCCUCCAGGAUGCCAGGAAGGGCGUUAUCUUUGAAAAAUUCCCGCCAGUCCUCCACCUGCAGCUUAAACGAUUCGAGUACGACAUUGAAAAGGACUCGAUGGUCAAGAUCAACGACCGCCACGAGUUCCCGCUCGAGAUCAAUCUUGGCGACUACGUCGACAUGCCCCAGUGUUACGAGGAUUGGAGGUAUCGGCUGCACGGCGUGCUCGUUCACUCUGGUGACUUGCACGGCGGUCACUACUUUGCCUUGCUUAAACCCGAACGAGACAGCAAGUGGUUCAAGUUUGACGACGACCGUGUCACGCCUGUCACUGAGAAGGAGGUUCUCGAAGACAACUUUGGCGGGGAGAUUCCCAAUGGCCACCCUGCGGCACAGAUCGGCGCUCGCGCUCCCGUACGUGCCAUGAAGCGCUUCACCAACGCCUAUAUGCUUGUCUAUAUUCGCGAGCGCGACAUUGACGAGGUGCUCAAGCCCAUGGCCCCCGAGGACACACCAGUACAUCUACGUCAGCGGCUCGAGGACGAACGACUCCAGAUGGAGGCGCGCAAGCGCGAGCGCGAGGAGCAACAUCUCUACCUCACCGUCAAGCUCAUUACCGAGGACACCUUCCGCGGUCACCAAGGCUUCGAUCUUGCCACGUUUGAAGAGCGCAACCUUCCUGCUACCGAUCUUCCCACAUUUCGCGUGCUCAAGAACGAACUCUACCUCAACUUCAAGUCGCGCAUCGCGGCGCAGUACAAUCUGCCUGAGGACCUCAUCCGCAUGUGGGUACUCGUCAAUCGCCAGAACAAGACGGUGCGACCAGACACGGUGAUUCCCGAGAACGAUCCCAACCUCACGCUCGAGACGGUGCGCGACCGCAUGGCUUCACGCCAGCACGACCUGCGCCUCUUCCUCGAAGUGGUCAAUGGAGAAGUUCCCAACACCGAGGCCAACCCUUCGAUGAUGAUCUUCCUCAAGUACUUUGACACCUCGAGACAGACUCUGCUGGGUGUCUCGCGUGUCUAUGUACAGCGUCACAUGAAGGUAGGCGACCUGGUGCCCACCAUCAACGAGCUGAUGCGCUGGCCACCCACCACGCAAGUCAAGCUGUUCGAGGAGAUCAAGCCAGGCAUGAUUGAGCAGAUGAAGCCCAAGGCGACAUUCUCGCAGAGCGAGAUCCAGGACGGCGAUGUCAUCUGCUUCCAGAUCGAGCUUUCAGAGAAGGACGCGCACGACUACGAAUCGCAGUCGCUCUACUCGAAUCCAAUCCAGUUUUACGACUUUUUGCAGAAUCAGAUCAAGGUGCUCUUCAAGCCGCGCUUUGAGGACGUUGACUACAAGUCGGAAUUCGAGCUGACGCUCAGCAAAAAGAUGACGUACGAUAUGAUGGCAGCCAAGGCGGGCGAGCGUCUUAAACACGAUCCCUUUAAGCUGCGCUUCACGACAGGCAACGGCCCUAACGGCACGCCCAAGACGGUGCUCAAGCGCACUGCCAACCAGACGGUCAACGAGAUUGUUUCGCCCAGCUACAUCCAAGGUCAAGCGUCGCUGCUGUACUACGAGCUUUUGGACGUCAGCAUCAUCGAGCUCGAAACGAAGCGAAACCUCAAAAUCUUCUGGACGGGCGCCAACAACAAGGAGGACUCGGUUCAUCAGUUCCUCUUGCCCAAGACGGCAACCAUCUCGGAAGUGACGGAGCAGCUUGGCAAGCAGGUGAAGCUGACUGCUGACGGAAGCGGCAAGGUGCGUCUGUUUGAGGCCAUCCUGAACGGGCGUCAGCAGCGCGAGUUUGCGCCGGUCGACAUGAUCGGCAACAUUGGCGAGGGCGCCGAGCUGUUUGCCGAAGAGGUGCCGCUGGAAGAGCUGCAGCUCACUGAGGACGACAAGAUCAUCAACGUGUUUCACUUUAGCAAGGAGCUGGCACGAACGCACGGCGUGCCGUUCCGCUUUGUAGUGAAACGCAACGAGCCGUUCCGCGAGACGCGCAAGCGACUGCAAGAACGACUCGAGGUGGCUGAAAAGGACUUUGCCAAGUUCCGGUUUGCUCUGGUACAGUCUUCGACGUACAAGCAACCCACCUACUUGGAGGAUGACGAUCUGCUGUACGAACACAAGUUCCAGCCAGACGACGCGCUCGGCUUGGACCACACCGAUCGCUCCGGUCGUGCAGGCAGAUUCGGCAACAACGUCGUUCAGGAUAAGGGCAUUCGCAUUCGCAACUGA
This is a messenger RNA of Mycosarcoma maydis (corn smut), 3348 nucleotides long. RefSeq names its product putative ubiquitin-specific processing protease 21. Gene Ontology annotation, molecular function: cysteine-type endopeptidase activity; cysteine-type deubiquitinase activity; protein binding. Gene Ontology annotation, cellular component: nucleus; cytosol. The coding region runs from base 1 to 3348 and encodes 1115 amino acids. Gene Ontology annotation, biological process: protein deubiquitination; regulation of protein stability. The record is from RefSeq and is a predicted model, not a curated record. The transcript has a single exon. Lineage: Eukaryota; Fungi; Basidiomycota; Ustilaginomycetes; Ustilaginales.